AUGAUGAUUAUCAACAUGAAACAUCGGGCUUCCGAAAGGACCAUUAAUCGCUUUUCCAUCUUCUGUGGUCCCAUGGCCCAGCUCUGCUUUGUUCUCUUCUUACCAGCCAGCCUCAUGCUGCCCCCGAUCAGCCCCUCUCUCUCCCCGGAAGACACCGCCAAUCAUUACCGACAAAACGAGGCCGGGAUGAAAGCCGGCGCGACGAUUAUGCUUCUGAGCGGUAUCUUCUGGCCCAUCUUCUGCGCAGGAGUCAACCGCCAACUGGCCCGAAUCCCCAACCUCAAUCCGACGCUCCUGUGGGCCCAAAUGGCGGGCGGCUCGCUCGGGGGUGUGUCAAUGAUGCUGCCGGCCAUCUUCUUUGCGGCCACGGUCUACCGCCUGGAGAGGGACCCAGUGCUCACGCAGCUUCUGAGUGACCUAUCCUGGUUCUGCUUCUCGUUGUUGUUCCCCCCCUUCGUGGCGCAGGAUCUGGCUAUAUCCUGGGCCAUUCUAUCCGACGCCCGCUCCAAGCCGUUAUUUCCCCACUGGCUGGCCUAUACGACUUCAGGACUCACUUUGACCCUUUAUCCCGCUUUGGGGGUCCAUUGCGUACACCAGGGGGCAGUCGCGUGGAAUGGGGCUCUAGGAUUUUGGCUAGGGGCGGCCGGCUUUGGUAUACAGGUUGGAUUACUGGUUUCGUUUCUGCUGAAUGCUGUAGCUAGGCCUGAUGAUGAUGAUGAGGCUGAGGAACAAGGGGAGUGA
Molecule: messenger RNA, 741 nt
Organism: Aspergillus chevalieri
Lineage: Eukaryota; Fungi; Ascomycota; Eurotiomycetes; Eurotiales; Aspergillaceae
Exons: 1
Coding region: 1-741 (246 amino acids)
Source: RefSeq, a predicted model, not a curated record